This is a messenger RNA of Hyposmocoma kahamanoa, 1733 nucleotides long. RefSeq names its product repressed by EFG1 protein 1-like. The transcript is spliced from 3 exons. Bases 26 to 1318 code for a protein of 430 amino acids. The record is from RefSeq and is a predicted model, not a curated record. Lineage: Eukaryota; Metazoa; Arthropoda; Insecta; Lepidoptera; Cosmopterigidae. Gene Ontology annotation, cellular component: extracellular region.
ACUUGGCCAUGCAAAUGACGUCGUAAUGCUUUCUUUGACCUUAAAAACAUUUUCUAAUAAUAUUUUCCUGAAAAUAAGUUUCAGUUACAUACGUUAUUUUGUAGCCUCUGCGUCGAUUAUAUUUUGUUUAUUUCUAUCACUUCUUGCAGUGCGUAGAAUGACUAAUCUAUCCAACAAGAUGUUUCAACCAAACGGAUUCACUCGUAUGACUAGCAGAAUAAUGAAACAUCCUUGUGUUAUUCCUGGUUGCCAUCACAUUAGUAAACUCUUCGGUUCCAAAACCAGUGACUUCGAAAAUGAAGCAUUAGAAAUCCACAAUGAAUACAGACGAGAGCAUGCCGCCCCGCCUUUAGUUUUAAACAAGAACAUAAGUAAAGUAGCACAAAAAUGGGCAGAAGAACUAGCCAAAAGAGAUUCUAUGGCAUACAGUUUAAACAAGAUGUAUGGUGAAAGCGUUUAUAGCGGAUGGACCGCUGAUGCUAACACGACAAUUACAGCAAAAGAUUGUGUCGACAAAUGGUACAGUGAAAUAAAUGAAUUUAGCUUUGGAAGGGAGCCUGAAGUACUCACAUGCGGACAUUUUACUCAGAUAGUCUGGAAAGACACCAAAGAAUUGGGCGUAGGAAGCGCAAAAAGCGCAAGUGGGAAACUUUAUGUUGUGGCCAACUACAGUCCUCCUGGUAAUUACAGUGGUCAGUUUACAAAGAAUGUCUUGCCACCUGGUGCAAAUCAGUUUAAAUCCAAUCAAACGUUUAAACCAACAACAAGGAGCAAUAAUCAACCAUCAACAUCUCCUAGAAAUAGUAAGAACUUCGGUGAAAUUGCUACAGACUUAGUAAACAAAUUUAAGUCUACUAAUAUUUCUGGAGACAAAUUUGAAGAAGAAUUCUUGAAAGCUCAUAAUGACUAUAGAAGAAAACAUGGAGUCCCUCUUCUUGAACUUAAUAAGAAACUUUGUAAAUAUGCUGAAGAAUGGGCAAAGGUAUUGAUUAAAAAAGGAAAAAUGGAGCACAGAGACCAGAAUGAUUAUGGAGAGAAUAUUUUUUACGCUUGGUCCUCCGAUCCAAACUUCGUAGUAAGCGGGAAGGAUCCUGUUGACAAAUGGUACAAUGAAAUUAAAGAUCAUAAAUUUGGCAAGGAGCCAACUAACUUGGGAACGGGACAUUUUACUCAAGUAGUUUGGGAGGAUACCAAAGAAGUUGGCGUUGGUGUAGCGAAGUCUAAAGAUGGUCAUGUUUAUGUUGUAGCUAAUUACUUCCCGCCAGGAAACAUGAUCGGUAGUUUUGCAAAGAAAGUGCCACCGCCUAUUUCAAAUUAAGUUUUUAUAAUUUGUGAUUUACACCAAAGAUUUUUUAACUCUUUACAUUCCAGUUACAUGAUCGUAUUUAUAUUUAGCUUUACUACGAUAAUAUAACGCAUCUAUUAUAAUAAGAGUAUUUAAAAAUAUAAUAUCUGAAUGUAAUUGACAUUCCAUUUUUAGGUGUACGUAUAAAUUAUUUUGUAUUGAGGAAGUAAUAAAUAAUUCUUUACCACUCUGGUACAGUGUAGUUUUACUAAUAAUAUUUUAUUUACCAAACUCUCAGAAAAUAGACUGAAAGGAAAAGCAGAUAAGGGCCUAUGUUAAAGCUAAUUUGACCAAUUAUAUCGUUGGUUCACAAAAAUGCCACGAACAAAAACAUGAACCCACUCUCUAACAGUCUGUGUCUAGCAAUUCCUCAACCAACCAGCCAUAA